Messenger RNA from Hordeum vulgare subsp. vulgare (domesticated barley), 663 nucleotides. RefSeq lists its product as uncharacterized. NCBI's taxonomy places the organism in Eukaryota, Viridiplantae, Streptophyta, Magnoliopsida, Poales, Poaceae. Bases 234 to 608 code for a protein of 124 amino acids. The transcript is spliced from 2 exons. The record is from RefSeq and is a predicted model, not a curated record.
UAAGGUUCUCUCGAUUCCUCUCCCGUGCGGUUAGGGAUUUAUUCCCCAAAUCCACCGCCGUGGAGGAGAGGAGGCCACAGCCGAGCGCCGACGCUAGAAGGAGGAGCCGCGCUGGAGGGCUUCCUUCCUUCACGCGCCGGAAGGCGUCGUCGUGUCGUGCACCGACCGUUGUCUGCUGCCACCGAUGUGUGUUAGGCGGCAAGCCGCCGCGCUUGGAGCAGCCUGGCCGAAGGAUGCAGCCACUGGUGUCGCCGUCCAUCGAGGAACUUGGCCGAGGGGGCGUCUUCUGGGCCAUGGGUUGCCGUCAGAGUUUACCUUGGACAGUAUUGAUACGCCGCCCUGGAGGGAUGAAUGUUCUUCUUUGCCAUGAAGAUGGAGGGGUUGUUGCCUGUCGGAGUUGCUUUCCGAUCCUUGCCGGGGAUUGUACCGUUCAUGGCUUGACGCUGAGGAUUCCGUCGCCGGACGACAGUCACGCGUCGGCAGUAUUAACACCAGAUGCGAGAGAUAGCCUUAGCGCCUCGUCGUUGUUAGGUUGUCUUCCCGUCGCUUUCUUCUUGUGUUGUGUUGGCCAAAACGCUCUCGGAUACAAGCGUGUUGGUAACUUGUGAAGAAUAAAAAAGAGAGGAAGAGCAAAUGAUGAAAAUCGCUAACUCGUUGAUUGAA